AUGACUCGUGACCGCAGAUAUCAAAUUAUUCUAACAACUCUCCCCCGCCCUCUCUGCAACAUUACCUAUUUUGUCUUCUUCUCCUUCAUCUACACCAGUUCCCUCCUGCUGAUGGUGGUCAGUGUUGACCGCUACCUGUGUGUGGCCUUCCCUGUCCCGUGCAGGCUCCGCCGCAAGCUCUUUUACGGAGUGGUGAGCAGACUGGUGGUGUGGGUCUUCAGCUCGGUCAACCUCUGCUUCAUCUACAUUGUGGUGAACCAGAACUCACCUGAUUUCUAUGCCUGCUAUGACAACUUCACCCAGGAGCAGCUGAAGGUGGUGCUUCCCAUGCGCUUGGAGCUGUGUGUGGUUCUAUACAUCGUGCCACUGCUGGCCUGUGUGUUCUGCUACCUGAACUUCAUCCUCAUCCACAAUAGGACCCCUAGCCUUCGUGCAGAGAAAAGGAAGAGAGCCAUUGGAAUGGCUAUCGGGACCCUACUGGUUUUUGUUGUCUGCUUCCUGCCCUAUAAUGUCACCCAUGUACAGGGGUUCAUCAUCCAAGACAAUGUGGAGUGGCGGCUCUACGCUCUGCACCUGACCACGGUCAACACCGUCCUGGAUUCAGUGACGUUCAACUUCUCCUCCUCCAUGUUCCAGGCCACCAUGAAGAGGAUCCUGACUGGGAAGUGA
Salmo salar (Atlantic salmon) is the source of this 669-nucleotide messenger RNA. RefSeq names its product free fatty acid receptor 2-like. Gene Ontology annotation, molecular function: G protein-coupled receptor activity. Gene Ontology annotation, cellular component: plasma membrane. Gene Ontology annotation, biological process: G protein-coupled receptor signaling pathway; cellular response to fatty acid. Lineage: Eukaryota; Metazoa; Chordata; Actinopteri; Salmoniformes; Salmonidae. The record is from RefSeq and is a predicted model, not a curated record.